Merops nubicus (carmine bee-eater) is the source of this 1620-nucleotide messenger RNA. RefSeq names its product LMBR1 domain containing 1 (gene LMBRD1). The annotation marks the transcript as partial. Gene Ontology annotation, biological process: protein localization to vacuole. NCBI's taxonomy places the organism in Eukaryota, Metazoa, Chordata, Aves, Coraciiformes, Meropidae. The transcript has 13 exons. The record is from RefSeq and is a predicted model, not a curated record. Gene Ontology annotation, cellular component: vacuolar membrane.
CAUUGUACUCCAUCAUACUCUUCUGCGUCUUUCUGUGGAUUCCUUUUGUCUAUUUCUAUUACGAGGAGAAAGAAGAGGAUGAUGGCAACACGUGCUCACAGGUUAAGACGGCAUUCAAAUAUACUCUGGGAUUUGUCACAGUUUGUGCAGUUCUUCUCUUAAUUGGUGCUUUUGUUCCUCUGGAUAUUCCCAACAAGAAGAAUUCCACGGAGUGGGAGAAGGUGAAGCUCCUGUUUGAAGAAUUUGGAAGUAGUCAUGGCUUGACUGCUCUUUCAUUUUCCAUUAGUUCCUUGACUGUGAUUGGAAUGUUGGCAGCUAUCACUUACACAGCCUAUGGUAUGUCAGCUUUGCCCCUAAACUUGAUUAAGGGAACUACCAGUGCAGCUUAUGAACGUUUAGAGAACACUGAAGAUAUUGAAGAAGUGGAGCAACAUUUACUAAGGAUUAAAUCAAAGUGCAGAGAUGGUCGGCCUCUGGCAUCAAGGGAUAGACGGACUUUACAGCAACUAGAAGAGAGACUGAGGACACUUCGAAGAAGAGAGAGGCAUCUGGAGUCUAUUGAGAAAAGCUGGUGGACAAAGUUCUGCGAAGCUAUCCGGCCUUUGAAGAUUGUUUGGGGAGUAUUCUUCAUCAUUGUGGCACUGCUCUUCACUGUUUCGCUGUUCUUGUCAAAUUUGGACAAAGCUCUACAUUCGUCUGGCUUCGACUCAGGAUUUAUAAUUUUGGGGACUAAUCUCACCAAUCCAUUAAAUAUGCUGUUACCUGUUCUUCAAACAGUUUUUCCACUUGAUUAUAUUCUUAUUACAACUAUUGUUAUGUACUUUAUCUUCACUUCAAUGGCAGGGAUUCGAAAUAUGGGUAUAUGGUUCUUCUGGAUAAGGCUUUAUAAAAUUAGACGAGGAAAAACUCGACCUCAAGCACUCUUGUUUCUGUGCAUGAUACUUCUGUUGAUAGUUCUUCAUACAAGUUACAUGAUCUACAGUCUUGCACCUCAGUAUGUAAUGUAUGGAAGCCAGAAAUACCUGGUACAGAGUAAUAAGACAAUUGAUGGCCAGCAAAGGAAUGUGACAUUUGUGUCUAAGGACUGUGAUGCAGAUGCACCAGAAGAUCAGUGUAUUGUUACUCGGACGUACCUCUUCCUUCAUAAAUUCUGGUUCUUCAGUGCUGCCUAUUACUUUGGGAACUGGGCAUUCAUUACAGUCUUUUUAAUUGGAUUAAUUGUUUCAUGCUGCAAAGGCAAGAAAUCGGUCAUUGAAGGUGAAGUGGAUGAAGAUGAUUCAGACAUGAGUGAUGAUGAACUGUCUAUUUACUACCACUGAUAACAUUUUGCCUUCAAGAUGGAAAAAUAUAAUUUAAUGUUAUGUUGAAAGUCAUACCCGUGUGGAACUGUUAUCCAAAUAAGCAUCCUUGCACCUGUAAAAAUAGAGGAGAUGUGUACUCAAUUAAAGAAGUAAAAAAACAGAAUAUCACUUUUUGAGUAUCACUGUUAUAUCAUAACAAGUAUUGAAGCUGGAAUAAUGUAUUGAAAAUAUUGUUUUAUGAUGAAACAACAUACAUGUAAUUUUCUGAUGUAUAAUUUGAUGAACUAUUGUAACGAUUUCAUAAUUCAUGAUGCUUUUC